Messenger RNA from Triticum turgidum subsp. durum (durum wheat), 510 nucleotides. The record is from the annotation of a GenBank genome assembly. Lineage: Eukaryota; Viridiplantae; Streptophyta; Magnoliopsida; Poales; Poaceae.
AUGUCUCUAAUCCGAAUAGCUUUUUCUUUGGUCCUCCUCCUCGCCGCGGCGGAGUCCGCGGCGGCGACGCGCUCACCGUCGGCCUUCGUGCAGAACGCCAUCUACUCCAACCGCAUCACCAUCUUCUCCAAAUCCUACUGCCCGUACUGUAUGCGUACUAAGCGAAUAUUUAAAGACCUCAAUGAAAAUCCUUACGUUGUUGAACUUGAUCUCCGAGAGGAUGGCCGAGACAUUCAAGGUGUUCUUCUAGACCUAGUUGGGCGCAAUACUGUGCCACAGGUGUUUGUGAAUGGCCACCACGUUGGUGGCUCAGAUGGUCAGUGCUCAAACUUCCCUGCUGCACUUAUGUCUAUACAAAAACUGCUCUUUCAGACGGACAACUUCAGAAACUUCUUGGUCAGAGUCAGUCGCAGUGAUGAUCACCGCCGAAGCUUGGUAUUGCCCAAAACUUGUGAAAUGUCUAACAUGCGGUGUUCCUUAUGGGAGGAAUGGAACCUUAACACUCUUUAG